This is a messenger RNA of Drosophila willistoni, 1011 nucleotides long. Its product is annotated as THUMP domain-containing protein 1 homolog. Gene Ontology annotation, biological process: tRNA modification. Bases 46 to 945 code for a protein of 299 amino acids. The record is from RefSeq and is a predicted model, not a curated record. The transcript has a single exon. Gene Ontology annotation, molecular function: RNA binding. NCBI's taxonomy places the organism in Eukaryota, Metazoa, Arthropoda, Insecta, Diptera, Drosophilidae.
GGCAGAAUAACCGGUAAAAGGAAGAAGGCUGGAAUUAAAUCUCAAAUGGAACCGAACUCCAAGAAAUCGAAGAUGUCAAACAACAAAUUUAAGCAGCACAAUAAAAAAUAUUUCCAGGCAAAGAAGCAGCAGGAGCUGCUGCAGGUUGGUCAGCGUGGUUUCUUUGCCACCUGCAACAUCAACGAGAAAGCAUGUGUCCGCGAGUGUUACAACCUGCUCAAUCACUACGCGGACGCUUUAUACGGUCCGGAGAAGGCACCAGAGGAGAAGACUCCGGAUCCCGUAAUUGGCAAAGAUGAUAAAGAAAUUGACGACGACGACGAUGACUUGGAGGCGGCUGCAGCUAAAUGUAAAGAGACUCUCAAACAUCGCAAGAUGAGAUUUCAAAACGUCAGCACAAAGACCAAUAAUUGCAUAUUUAUACGCACUCUUCUGGAUGAUCCCGUCGCCUUGGGUAAACAUAUAGUCAACGAUAUAGCUUCCACAGGGGUAUCCAUGUCUCGUUUUGUAUUGCGCCUGGUACCUAUUGAAACAGUUUGCCGGGCCAAUAUGCCGGACAUUGUCAAUGCAGCUGGUGCUCUGUUUGACAAGCACUUUUUGAAGGAACCUACCAGCUUUGGCAUUAUAUUCAAUCAUCGUUUCAAUCAACAGAUCAAACGUGAUCAAAUCAUCACCCAAUUGGCCGAGCUGGUGAACUCAAAGAAUGUGGGCAACAAAGUGGAUCUACAACAUGCCAAGAAGUCAAUCAUUGUGGAAGUACUUCGAGGAUGGUGUUUGCUUAGCGUGAUAGAUAACUAUUUAGAAUGCAAGAAGUUCAACUUGGCCGAGCUGGCGAAUCCCAAUGGGAAAAAAGAAGCAUCGAGUGAUGAUCCGGAUGCAAAGCUACAAACCGUGCCUGACGACCCAGUCUCAAAAUCUGAUUCACAAGAUGAGGAAUCUUCCUAAACUAACUAAACUUUAACUAAAGAACGUUUAAAUAAAAUAGUCUAGAACUGUAAUUUUCUGUUAAUA